This is a messenger RNA of Capsicum annuum, 1407 nucleotides long. RefSeq names its product LRR receptor-like serine/threonine-protein kinase RGI5. The transcript is spliced from 3 exons. The record is from RefSeq and is a predicted model, not a curated record. Gene Ontology annotation, molecular function: protein binding. NCBI's taxonomy places the organism in Eukaryota, Viridiplantae, Streptophyta, Magnoliopsida, Solanales, Solanaceae. The coding region runs from base 1 to 1407 and encodes 468 amino acids.
AUGGCUCUUACAGGCAAGAUUCCCCAUGAAUUUGGAAACCUCUCAUUUCUUGUUUCUCUCGACUUGGGAAGCAACAAUUUCCAUGGAAAUUUGCCUCAAGCAAUGGCGCGCUUGCGUCGGCUUAAGUUUCUUAGGUUAAGUGUCAACAACUUCAGAGGCGAGGUACCUUCUUGGUUUGGGUUUUUACACCGACUUCAAUUGCUAAAUCUUGGGAAUAAUAGUUUCACUGGUUCCAUCCCGUCUUCAUUUUCUAAUAUUUCCACACUUGAGACUUUAAAUCUGAACUUCAAUUCCAUAGAGGGUCAAAUCCCAAAAGUAAUUGGAAGUCUUAUAAACCUUAGAGAAUUACACUUAAGGGGUAACAAGCUCAUAGGUUCCAUUCCUCUGUCACUCUCGAAUGCCUCGAGGUUGGAGACUUUAGAUAUAAUUUUUAAUUCAUUUCAAGGAAACAUUCCAGAAGGGAUUGUCAAUCUUCACAACAUGAAGUUUUUGGGCAUACAGUAUAAUCAGCUAACGGGUUCUAUACCAUUCACAAUUUUCAAUAUCUCAAGAAUUGAAGUCAUUGCAUUUACAGGCAAUAGCUUAUCAGGAUAUCUUCUCAGUUGUUUAUGCAAUGGUCUCCCAAUACUCAAAGGGCUUUAUCUAUCUUACAACAAGCUUCGCGGUCAUAUGCCUACAAGCUUGUCAAAUUGUUCACAACUUCAAAUUUUGUUUUUAUUGGAAAAUGAGUUUGAUGGACCAAUACAUAGUGAAAUAGGAAGUUUAACUAAUCUGCAGAUCUUGACUCUCGGAACUAACCAUUUCACUGGGAUAAUUCCACAACAAAUUGGAAAUCUUGUUAAUUUGGUAGAGUUGGGCAUGGAGGAAAACCAUAUUACCGGCUCUGUCCCUAUCUCCAUAUUCAAUAUCUCAUCUCUGCAACUUUUGUCACUUACGCAGAACAAUCUUAGUGGAUUCUUACCACGGGAGAUUGGCAACUUAACCAACAUGCAACGUCUACAGAUUAGUGGAAAUAAGCUUAUAGGUGAAAUACCCAAAGAGAUAAGGAAUCUCGUUGAGUUGGAGAAACUUGAUCUUUCAGCUAAUAGUUUUAGUGAUUUGCUUGAUAUGAACAUCUUCAACAUAUCAUGGUUGAGAGCAAUUGAUAUUCCAUCCAAUAAUCUAUCAGGAAGCCUCCCACCAAACAUAGGUUCUAUCUUACCCAACAUUGAAGAUCUUUAUCUGGGCAACUUAACCAAUCUUGUUGGAACUAUUCCUCAUUCCAUCUUCAAUUGUUCAAAACUUACUAAACUAGAGCUUUCAGGCUUGCCUCUUCUACUCUUUCUAAUACCACCACCAAUUGGAACAUUCCUUAAAGAACCACCUUUUGUCCAAUACCUUCUACAACCUUUGCAAAAAUACCUAUAG